Messenger RNA from Funneliformis caledonium, 614 nucleotides. Lineage: Eukaryota; Fungi; Glomeromycota; Glomeromycetes; Glomerales; Glomeraceae. The record is from the annotation of a GenBank genome assembly.
CAGCAUUGUCAUUCACCGUAGUAGAAGGAAGUUCAAAAAAUGAUCAAGAACGCGGUGAAGUAAAAGAAGGUUCUAAAAAUGAUCAAGAAAACGGUGUAGAAGGAGAAGGUCUAACUGUGUAUCCUCGAGAUUUACCGAAAGAAUUGCGAGAUCUUUACGGCAGGUUGUCUUUCGAGGCGAAAUUUUAUUUUACUUAUCUUAAAAGUAACGAAGAAAAGAAGGCGUUUCUUGAGAUGAUGCUAGCGGAAAGAAAAAUACAACGUAAAACAGGAGUAUCGUUAAUAAAUUUUUUUGCAAAUAUAGUUGUUCUUUUAAUUGUCAUCGGUCUUAUUGUGGUUAGCGAGAAAAUUGAAGAGAAAAGUGAAGAAUUGUAUUCAAUAAUUUCAUAUUCUACAACGUAUUCUGUCCAAUCUAUUGCGAUUGUAUUGGUUUUAUUUUGCGAAAAAGGAUUUAAUAAAGAGUUUUUUAUUUGUACAUCUUAUGUAUCAUUGCCAUUAUGUCUUUCUGGUAUAGUAAUGGGAGUAAUGACGCAUCAUCACAUAGAACCAAUAUUGGCAAUAUCAUUGUUUGGACCGGGAGUGUUGUUUGCGGAUUGGAUAAAAGAUUUGUUAUAA